Rhagoletis zephyria (snowberry fruit fly) is the source of this 1038-nucleotide messenger RNA. It is a transcript of the gene Ran, whose product is annotated as RAN, member RAS oncogene family. NCBI's taxonomy places the organism in Eukaryota, Metazoa, Arthropoda, Insecta, Diptera, Tephritidae. Gene Ontology annotation, molecular function: GTPase activity; GTP binding. Gene Ontology annotation, cellular component: nucleus; cytoplasm. The record is from RefSeq and is a predicted model, not a curated record. Gene Ontology annotation, biological process: ribosomal subunit export from nucleus; protein import into nucleus.
UUCGCCGCAGAACGAGGCAAGCAGCGGAAUCGGAUUUUUCGCAAUUUCAGCAGCCCAAGAACCCGAUCGAGUGUUGCGCGUGUGGACAGUUUCAGUUUUUCUGUUUAAAAAGAUUUUUAAUACUUCACAUUGAGGUAUAUAAAACAAACGGAAAAUAAACACCAGUGAAAAAGAGAAGAAAAUACUUAACAAAUGGCACAAGAAGCAGAUAUUCCAACAUUCAAAUGCGUUCUGGUCGGAGAUGGUGGUACUGGCAAGACCACUUUUGUAAAACGUCACAUGACCGGCGAAUUUGAAAAGAAGUAUGUUGCUACACUCGGUGUCGAGGUGCAUCCACUUAUCUUCCACACUAACCGUGGCGCCAUCCGUUUCAAUGUCUGGGAUACCGCUGGUCAGGAGAAAUUUGGCGGCUUGCGUGAUGGUUACUACAUUCAGGGACAGUGUGCUAUAAUUAUGUUUGAUGUUACUUCUCGCGUCACAUAUAAAAAUGUACCAAACUGGCACAGAGAUUUAGUACGCGUCUGCGAAAAUAUCCCGAUCGUUUUAUGCGGUAAUAAGGUCGAUAUAAAAGAUCGCAAAGUCAAGGCUAAGAGUAUCGUUUUCCACAGGAAAAAGAACUUACAGUACUACGAUAUUUCCGCCAAGUCAAAUUAUAAUUUUGAAAAACCUUUCCUUUGGUUGGCACGAAAGUUAGUUGGCGACCCAAAUUUAGAAUUUGUCGCUAUGCCAGCGUUACUUCCGCCAGAAGUCAAAAUGGACAAGGAUUGGCAGCUGCAAAUCGAGAGAGAUUUGCAGGAAGCUCAAGAAACUGCAUUGCCAGAAGAGGAUGAAGAUUUGUAAUCUUAGACAUACGCUAAUUUUUAUCUAAAUACAGAGUUUACAACAAAUUAUAAUUGAGAAAACUUAAAAUUCUAAAAUUACUGCAAAAACUGGCGAGGAACUAAUAAAAAUAUUUAAACCUAAACGGCAGACAUUUUUAGAUUUCAUUGGAAAUGUACGUUUUCCAUGCUGUACUUUGUUCAUGUAAUGUGUAUUUAA